Westerdykella ornata is the source of this 3347-nucleotide messenger RNA. RefSeq lists its product as uncharacterized. Gene Ontology annotation, molecular function: protein binding; ADP binding. Lineage: Eukaryota; Fungi; Ascomycota; Dothideomycetes; Pleosporales; Sporormiaceae. The record is from RefSeq and is a predicted model, not a curated record. The coding region runs from base 311 to 2857 and encodes 848 amino acids. The transcript is spliced from 9 exons.
CGGUAAAGCGCAUGCCGCUGCCUACACAUUGCUACCGGCGCGAGACCCUGUCCGCUCUACCAGCCAUAAUUGGCUAACUAGCACCCUCACCUCUAUCAGCUCUCCUCUAAAGAUGCUAACGACUAUCCAAUGGCUGUGAAUUUCGCUCCAUGGCUCUCGAGCUGAGGCCCGACCUUCAGCCUCAUCAGGCCCCCGCGUAGUCCGUCACCAGAACUUGGGCACCGAAAUUGUUCUACGGAACUUGUCCAUGUACAUUCUCUAUGUGUAGUCAACAAUUCUCACAAAGCUAUAGCACCGCAGAACUCGAACCAUGGUAACCUCGCGAUUGCAGCGACUAAACCCAUUCCGCAAGGAUCGUCAGCAAUCUCAGACAGGCAGCUCGUCGAAGCCGCAAGAACCGUCUAAGGCAUCCGCCCAUGGUCUCAAGGUCGUAGCGGAGGGAGGGCAGCCGGUGGUGGAUAUCGUUGCUGUCCAUGGCUUGAACGGGCACCGCGACGACACCUGGACGGCAGCGAACGGCACCCACUGGCUCCGCGAUCUCUUACCAGAAGAUAUCCCAAAUGCGCGCAUAUUCUGCUGGGGAUACGAUGCAAACACGCACGGCAAGCGCGUUAGCCACCAAUUCCUCCACGAUCAUGCAGAGCAGCUGGUAUCGGAUCUCUGCCUCAGGAGAAAGCGUACAAAUACCAUGAAACGACCAAUAAUCUUCGUGGCGCACAGCCUGGGUGGCAUCAUCGUCAAAGGUGCUCUCAUUCAUUCGGACGCGGCACGGAAAGGCGCACUGGAAGAACAUCGGUCGAUCAAGACGUCGACGUACGGAAUCCUGUUCAUGGGCACACCUCACCAGGGCGGCAAUGGAGUACAGUUCGGAAAGCUGCUGGUGAAUGCGGCAUCGGUAUACAAGGCCACCAACAGCCGACUGCUAGAGCAUUUGGAGCGAGACUCGGAAUGGCUCCAGCAGCAGCUUAGACAGUACGGGCCGAUCAGUGGGGAGUUCAUGACGAAGUUUGCGUACGAGGAGUACGAGACGCCGACAGCGCUAGGUCAUUCGAUCGUGGUGGUGCCAAAAGCAUCCGCGGUCGUUCCAGGCGCCGCCGACGCAGAGCAGAUCAUGAUCCACGCUGACCACAGAGAAAUGGUUAAGUUCGCGUCGAAAGAGCAUAAUGACUAUGAGAAAGUUUCAGACCAUUUGAUUAUUAUGGUUGAAAGUGCAGGCAGCGUCAUCAGCCUACGAUGGGAAGAAGAGGUGAGGGUUGAUGUGGCUCGAAGCAAUCUUAACCAGAGCUUCUCUGUCGUCUUUCGCUUGUCUGAGGCCUCUGAGACCAGCCACUUUGUUGCGAGACAAUCGGAACUCGCUGCAAUGCACGACGCGCUCAGUGAGGGGAGCGGUCGCCGAUCAGUCACUCUGCACGGCCUAGGCGGGAUCGGGAAGACGCAGCUGGCGAUUGCAUACACCAAGGUGCAUCGAGACGAGUAUUCGGCGAUAUUUUGGCUGAACAUCAAAGACGAAGUGUCGGUGAAGCAGAGCUACUUGCGGCUAGCAAAGCGGAUCUUACAGGAUUGCCCAUCAGCUAGCCAGCUAGGUGUGUUCGCAGAUGACAAGAGGCAAGACGAAGUGGUGGCAGCAGUUAAACGGUGGCUGGAGCAUGCCAAAAACAGGGAGUGGUUAGUGGUGUUGGACAACUACGACAACCCUAAGGGGCCAGGCAAUGCGGAUCCCGGCGCAGUCGAUAUCCGACAGUUUCUGCCGGAAGCACACCAUGGCUCGGUAAUCGUCACGACAAGGUCGUCGAAGGUCAGUGUGGGCCGUCGCCUGAAGGUAGGCAAGCUAGAAGACGUCCGCGACAGUCUGCAGAUCCUGUCUGAUGCAUCGCAUCGUAAGGGUGUGAUAGACGAUCCCGAUGCCGCCGAGCUUGCCAGAGAACUGGAUGGACUGCCACUGGCCUUGGCUACAGCGGGCGCCUACCUUGAUCAGGUGACGACAAGCUUUGCCGACUACCUUCGUCUGUACCGGGCGUCAUGGCGAAGGUUGCAGCAAAUAAGUCCCGAAGUAAGCACAUACGAAGACCGACAACUGUACUCGACAUGGCAGCUCUCUUUAGAUCACAUUAAGAAGCAGAGCGAAUUAUCAACCAAGCUGCUCCAGCUGUGGGCAUACUUUGACAACCAGGACCUCUGGUUUGAGCUUCUGAGACAAGGGAGGGCCAAAGGGCCGCCAUGGCUUUGUCAACUAACGGAGGAUGAGCUGAGUUUCAACGAGGCAGUGCGGGUGCUAUGCGACUACGGUUUGAUAGAGGUGGACAAGUCCUCUGAAGGACAUGUAGUCGAGUCUCAGGGGUACGGGAUGCACGGCUGUGUGCACUCCUGGACAGUGCAUGUAGUCAACCAAGAAUGGGAUUCGGAGAUGGCCGGAGUGGCUCUGGAGUGUAUAGGCAGACAUGCACACAAGAAAGAUGCACAGCAGUGGUGGCUAACUCAACGUCGGCUUUUGCGGCACUUGACAAGGUGUUGGAGGUUUAUUGUGGAUGGCAGAUUGGAUGAGGAGGGGAAGGAGUGGAUUCUACAUACCUUUGGAGACGUGUGCUCGGAUCAGGGACGGCUUGACGAGGCGGAGAAGAUGUACUUGCGAGCGCUGCAACGCUACGAGAAGGCAUGGGGACCAGACCAUACAUCAACACUCAACACGGUCAACAACUUGGGCAACCUCUACGCAGACUUGGGACGGCUUGACGAGGCAGAGAAGAUGUACUUGCGAGCGCUGCAAGGCUACGAGAAGNGCAUGGGGACCAGACCAUACAUCAACACUCGAUACGGUCAACAACUUGGGCAACCUCUAUGUGGACCUGGGAUGGCUUGACGAGGCGGAGAAGAUGUACUUGCGAGCGCUGCAAGGCUACGAGAAAGCCCUUGGUCAGGAGGCCAUAAAGACGUAUAUACCUGCACUUAACACCGCCCAGAAUAUAGCAGUUCUUUUCCAGCAGACUGGCAGGACGAAGGAGGCAGAGGGUUUCUACGAACGGACUCUCGUCAGUGUAGAAACAGUUUUUGGGCGUACAAGCAACAGGUAUCGCAGGAUUGCCGAGACAUUGGAUGCGCUGCACAGUAACAGUAAGCAUGAGAUAUGAAUUCUGAAUUCAAAGUAAAUGCAGUUAGAAUUUUUCAGGCAGGACUAUCAGCGGACUCUAGUUCAACUUAACAUACACUCUUUUUGUCUAUCUUCAAGCUAGAUUUGGGCCUUCUUUUGCUGCUUUCAAACGAAUGUAAUAGUCACGGUUUCGUGUUAGGUAAGCGACCCUGGUACAUAUUGUCGCCACCACUUGUAAGGGUGUUAUGAACGAAAGCACAUG